UUUUCCGUCAAACUCGCAUCCAUCUUGUCAGGUUCCGUAACGGAUAACCCAGUUGUGUACAAAAACUUUCUAAAAUAAGUGUUGUAAACAAAAAGGUGCACCGACAUGAGCCGGAGACAUCACCACCACCUCCAGCCCUACGACUACGACCGCUUCAGUGAACACACCCGAGACAGGGAAAGAGAGCGGGAUCAAACGCGCGGAAUCGAAUAUCAAGACGACUCCUUGAGCUCCAUAAACUCCGACGAAGAAUCGUACUUACAUCACCACCCCAGCAAAGACAAAAAGGCCAACUUUUACAGCACCAAAAAUGAAUCCAGCAGCAAACAAACCAAAGCCGACAAGUCCACCAACAGUGAGUCAUACCACCAGAAGGACGUCAAGGCCACAAAUCAGUUCAGCGCUGGCAAUUCGGACGCCACCGGAGAACGACUGGCGCGUCUCGAAGGUAUGUUGGAGCAACUCAUAAAGAGGAGCAGUCAACCGCCCCCGGAAGCCCCACCUACUACGGCUGUUAAAGUAUCGGAGAAGCAACCAACGGAAAGGCGGGGACAGUUUAGUUUGGAACCGCGGCGGCACGACUUCACCACGUCCAUGUGGAUCAACAAAAUUCAAGACGUCUCUAUCCAGAACAACUGGGAUGAAAAAACGACAAUUUCGUACAUGGGGAGUCAAAUGUCGGGGAUAAUCAAAGCGUGGUAUAACAGUCUGCCGAGUUACGACUACACGUGGCCCGAGUGGAAGAUCCUCAUCUCGAAAAUGUUCCCCGACAACACUGAUUUCAUCACCUCUUUAAAACGACUAGUGACGCGACUUAAACAAGCCGACGAGAGCAUGACCGCCUAUUACUUCAGCAAAAUGUACCUGAUUGAAGCCUGUAAAAUCACUGGAGAAGACGCCGUUUCGUGUCUCAUCGACGGACUCAACAACCAAUCUAUACAAGAACAAGCCAAAUCGCAAAAUUACCUCACCCCGGAGACUCUCUACUCCCAAUUUCUCACCGUUUUACCAGAAUACACCGUCGAUUACUCUCCCGCGCUAGCCCCAAACGCGGACGCAGUUUUAAAUAACUGGUUGUAUGAAGAGCAACAAGCCAUGGAGGACGCUGCUGAAAUUUCAGCCCACACUGAAGAAGUCUUCGAGUAUGAAAAGGACCCAAUGAGGGAAGAUUUUGAUUACCAUAAUCCAGGAAGUCAGGGUUUUCGUGAAAACGAGGAUGUUGGAAGGUCGCUGAAAUCUCCACCGAAGCGGACAGCCCCCGUGCAUUCGCGGCUCGACAAGAGGUUUAUCCGGCACAAUAAUAACUUCAGACAUCAGAAUAAAGUACCCAUGGCGGCGAAAGUGUGCACAGUAUGCGGGAAUCGAGGACAUCUGGCGAGGAAUUGCAGAAAGGCUGAGAAGAUGAUGUACUGCAAGUUACUUAGUCAAACUCACAGUAGUUGUUUGUAUAAGAAUUGUGUGGUUAAUGGACGCACAAUGGACGCUUUCGUGGACACGGGAUGCACCGCUGUAACGAUUAAAAAGGGAGCCAUCAGUGGCUUGGAUCUCAACGUUGUGGGAGGGUCAAACUACCUGGAGAUUUAUGGUGGAGGAGUCGUUCCGGUCUUAGGGGAAACAAAGAUUACUCUAGAAGUGGGGUCAGUUAGAGCCUUAAUCAAAGCUAUAGUUGUCCCAGAUCACAUGCAAGAGGUUUCUGUUGUUAUUGGGCAAGAAUUCCUUAAUCAGAAGAAUGUGUGUAUGGUUCUGAAAAGAGAAAAAUUAAAUUUCUUUAAGGCACCCCAUAAACUAACAGAUUAACUUUUGACUUGUUUUUGAUUCGCAUUUGAUGGCCAUGCCUGGUUCAAGAAAUAUCUUCCUGGUUUCAGUUAUAACUUUAAGAAAACUCAGAUUGUGUUCAAAAUUUGUAUACCAAAUAUGAGGGUUUCUUCAUGUUGUAAUUAAGAAAAUAAAACUGUUGUAUU
Zophobas morio is the source of this 1961-nucleotide messenger RNA. RefSeq lists its product as uncharacterized. Bases 106 to 1797 code for a protein of 563 amino acids. The transcript has 2 exons. Gene Ontology annotation, molecular function: zinc ion binding; nucleic acid binding. The record is from RefSeq and is a predicted model, not a curated record. Lineage: Eukaryota; Metazoa; Arthropoda; Insecta; Coleoptera; Tenebrionidae.